Pseudoliparis swirei is the source of this 2145-nucleotide messenger RNA. RefSeq names its product N-acetylneuraminate pyruvate lyase (dihydrodipicolinate synthase) (gene npl). The record is from RefSeq and is a predicted model, not a curated record. Bases 305 to 1264 code for a protein of 319 amino acids. Gene Ontology annotation, biological process: N-acetylneuraminate catabolic process. Lineage: Eukaryota; Metazoa; Chordata; Actinopteri; Perciformes; Liparidae. The transcript is spliced from 11 exons. Gene Ontology annotation, molecular function: 4-hydroxy-tetrahydrodipicolinate synthase activity; N-acetylneuraminate lyase activity.
CAGGUUUUAAACAUAUUUAAAUGUACUCUUCAUAAAUACAUCCACGCAAGCCUAAUAUACAGUAUGUCUUCAUUUCUAACAGUGUUUCCUGUGGUUGCAUGUUGCUGUAUCUAUGUAAAUGUAAACAUGUGUGACGUUGAACGUUAACACCUCUUGCUUCUUCUUUUUUUUGUAACGUUGGGGUUGGAGUUGCAGUUUGAGUAUGCAUUCCUCUGUAACUGUAUAUCCAUUUCCUCUAGUACCUCGUUAUUAUUGAGUAGUACCUAACUCUGCCUUUUUGUUUGUUUUGUGUCUACCUAUUGCCAUGUCUGUUUGUUUUCAUUGCCAGGAAGAAGAACCAGCCAUGGCUCCUUCUGCUGAGAAAAAGCUGACAGGCCUAGUUGCAGCCACGUUUACUCCAUUCACCCCACAGGGUGAAGUCAACCUUGCAGAGAUUGGACCUUAUAUUGACUACUUGACAGAGAAGCAAGGUGUUCAGAGCAUAUUUGUGAACGGGACCACCGGAGAGAGCAUGUCUCUCACUGUUGCCGAGAGGAAGAUCCUGGCCGAGGACUGGUGUCAGAAAGCCAGGGGCAAAUUAGAUCAGGUGAUCGUGCACGUCGGCUGCCUGAGCCUUAAAGACGCCAAGGAACUGGCGGGACAUGCGGCGCAGAUCGGCGCCGAUGCGAUUGCAGUCAUGGCCCCGUUCUUCUUCAAGCCCCGGACUGCAGACGCGCUGAGGUCGUUCCUCCAGGAAGUGGCUUCGGCUGCUCCCAAUCUGCCUUUCUAUUAUUAUCACAUUCCAGCUGUCACCGGUGUUAACGUGCCAGUGAAAGAUGUGUUGGAGGGUAUUGAAGAGCUCAUUCCCUCCUUCAGAGGUGUGAAGUUCAGUGGGAGUGACCUGAUGGACUUUGGCCAGUGCGUCAGCGACAGUCCGCCUCACUGGUCCUUCCUCUACGGCAUGGACGAGCAACUGCUUGCAGCUCUGGCGAUGGGGGCCGAUGGAGCAGUUGGGAGCACUUAUAACUAUGCAGGAUGUCAUUUCAACAAGCUCAUAGCAGCAUUUAAGGAAGGCCACGUUGUCCAAGCCAGAAAGAUACAGUUCAAGAUGCAAGAGCUCCUCAGUUAUGCCAUGAAACUUGGCUUCGAUGUGGGCGUGAACAAGCAGCUGAUGAUCGAGUUGUCCGGCCUGAGCCUCGGGCCCCCACGACUACCCGUGACUCCGUGUCCGUAUUCUCACGCUCUGCUCAUCGUGAAGAAAUACCACCACGUUUUUACCAACUGAUAGUGCAUUUCUAACUGGAUCGUUAGAAUCCCUCAUGAACUCGGCGCAGCAAAUUUACACCUUGAAUGAAACUCGACUGUUGAAUAAGAUGUAAAAAAAAAUUAGACGUCUUUCUUUCCAUAACGGAGAACGUUAACAAAUAUUUUAAUCUCCAGUGUUGAAUGAUUUCUGAAUCGUAUGCGUUAACUAAACCAGGGAAAUGUGGCACUUUUGUGUUUUUGCUCCAUGUAGGAAAAUGGGAUGUGUCACGUGACAUUCAUAAUCACUUCAACAUAAUCACAGUGAGCUACCUCCAAAAAGUGUCAACGCUUUACUACUUUCAUUGUUUUCGUGUUUCGGGUUCGUGAAAUAAAAGUUGUAACUUUUCUACUUUUGAAAAAGCACAGUUAUGGAGAAAAAAAACACAACGGGAAGCUUUCUCCAUCAGAGGGCCGAAAACAGAAGGAGCGGAGCGUGGAUAUGAACCGCUGUUUCACGAAAGAAUUAGCACUCUUGAAAAGGGAAUAAAACAUAAAACACAGAUUCAGCCUCUGUUUUGAGUUAGAAUUCAUACUGUAUAUUCAUAAAUAAAUACUUUUUAAAUGACGUAUUAAAGGGAAAUAUACUCUUUAAUGAUAUGCCCCUGCUUUGGUUUAUAACAAUGAAUCACGAAUUCAUGCUUUGGGACAGAUCUAUUAAUGUCUAUUUUUUGUUCUGUUCUGAAGUUUAAAUAUCACACGGACAGAUUAUCUCUGAGGCAGCACGAACAAGCUCUGCUUUUUUUAAUUUAUAUUUUGAUCUUGCUCUGUAUUCACUAACAUGUCUUUGAAAUACCUAAUAGUUGUAUAUUCUUUUUUUUUCUUCAAUUUAUCGGCUGAUCCAAUAAUAAAUUGUAAAUCUCU